CUCAGUUCAACACUCAGACUGGACACAGCGGUUCAUCUGUUAACCCAAAGGAGUCAGGAUGGAGUCUCACAGACUGAGCUACAGUCCCAGAGGCAGCCAAGACAGCUUGUUUGGAGUCAGGGUGCAGGUCCAAGGGAUUAAAGGUCAACCUUAUGUAGUUCUGAACAGUUCAGGCCAGGAGAGCCACCGGGACAUCUCUGUCAUCACUCACCAGGCGGGGUAUAAUCCAGGCAUGGUGAGGAGGUCUGUGGAUGAAAGGCACUCUCCAUCUGAGUCACAGAGGACUGCAACCUCCUCCGGGUUUCAUUACCAGAAGCACCCAGAGAUUCUGAGACCUUAUGACCCUGAAAGUAAUAACCUGAACCGAGUCAUUCCUUCAGCAGCUUCAGUCGCUCCACCCGGACAGCUGAACACCGGCCUUCUGCCUGUUCAAACCCAAACUGCUAAUGUGAACAGACCCAGGAUCCCUCUGCCUGCCGAGGGCCCAGAGGGAGACCAGAGUGAGGUGGCCCAGACCAAGACACCUCCCUCAGGCCGACCACUCCCUGCAAGGUCCCCAAACUCAGUGGAGACAGACUCCAUCUUAUCUGUAGGAAAGCUAAUAAGCCAGUUCAACAGCAGCCAGCGGAGGGGAAGGGGCGGCCCGAGGAACAGGCUGGACCCGGAGCAGUGUCGGCGGUCCCGCAGCGUGGACAGCGGUAGAACUUCUGACUCCUCGUCGUCAUCCGCUUCCUCCAGCAGAGCCUCGUCUCUGAAGGGCAUCAGGGCCGAGACCCCAGGUGGGAUAUAUCCCCCCGGGUCGGCCAGGGCUCGACUCCUCAGUGGAGAGGCCUCUUUCUCAAGCAAGAGGGAGGAGAGCAAACCCAGCACAUUGCUUAAAGGACAUAAUGGAAAAGAGACGAUGUCUACACAUGCUGCAAAAUUGCUUCAUGGAGCAGAGAAACCCUCCAUCUCCAGAUCAUGUAGUGACCAGACCGAUGACUCUGAUGAAAGAGACAUGCAGGUCACUCCUGAUCUCCUGAAAGGACAGCAAGAACUGUCAGUGGACCCACCUGAAGAAACAGCAAAACAGGUCCUGUUCACUUACCUGAAGGAUGGGACGACUGAUGAUGACCCCACCACUCAGACCAAAGUCACCCUGCUGCUCGAAAGGGUCAACAAGGUCAAGUGGAAGAGUGCUGAAAAUGUGGAGGAGGAGGAGGAGGAGAAAGAUUGUGCAGCCGACGUGAAGCUUUUGCAGGCGAAACAGGCGGCGCUGGAGAAAGCAGUGAAUGAAUUAAAGCAGCAACUGGAAACCGAGAUAAAGAAUGAAAAGACUCUAGCCAAGGCUUGUGAAAAGGCCCGAACAGAGAAGAAGAAACUUCAGGAAGAGUUGGCCAAAAGUCAGGAAGAGCUCUUCCAGCUCAGGGACAGGCUGGCAAACAUCGAGACAGAACUCCAGUCAACCAAACAGGAGCUUAGUAAGAUGAAGGCAGAGAGAGAGAGAUCUAAGACGGAGAUGAAAGACCUUCAGCAGCAGCUCUCUGAGAUGCACGACGAGCUGGACCAAGCCAAGAAGGCAGAGGUGAUAAAUACAGAGAAAGAAGUCCUCCUCAAGGAUAUGGCGCAACUGCGGAUGGACUUUCAGGAGAUGCUACAGGUGAAGGAGGAACAGGAGGAGGUGCUGCACCGCAGGGAGAGGGAGCUCAGUGCCCUGAAGGGGGCGCUCAAAGAGGAGGUGGAGACUCAUGAUAACUACAUGGCCGCGCUGAAGAACGAAUAUGAAAUCGAGCUUGAAAAGCUGCUCAGGGAUUUAGAUCUGGCUAAAGAGAGCAAUGCUCGGCUGGAUCAAGACAAGGCCGGAGCAGAGGAGGAGAGAGGUGUAGCGAAGGCGCAGCUGAAGGAGCUGAGCCAGGAGAGAGAUCAGCUGAGAGGAAAGGUGCAGGAGCAGAACUACAAGGUGGAUCAGCUGAAUCAGGCGAUCCAGGAGUGUAAAAGCACGGAGAGACUGCUGGAGCAGAGAGCAAAGCAGCUGGAGAGGGAAAAGCAGCAGGUUGAGGAAGCGCUGAAAGACGUGAGGAGGAAUGAGGAGGAGAUGUGUCAGUCCAACCAGUCGUUGCUCACUCGCCUGGAGGACGUGCAGAGUAAGUUGACCAAGCUAAAUCAUGAGCACAGGGAUCUGAAGGAGAAGCUCAAGGAGGAGAGGAAACAGGUAGAGGAGCUGUGGAAGGCAAAAACUGAACUGGAGGAUGAGAGGAGGCUGCAGGACAGGACUGUGGAGCAGCUGCAGAGGAAGAUGAAUUGCAUCAUGGAGGACUGCGAGGCGUCUACCGAUGUACUUCAGAACCAGGUCGAUGAGGCCAGAGAGAAGAGUCAGAGGGAGUUGGACGAGCUGCGGAGACAGCUGCAGGAAAAGGGAGCAGAGUUGGAGAAAUCCCGACAGGCGGCCAAAAAACUGCAGGAAGAGCUGCUUCCUCUGGAGGAGGAUCUGCGGCGGUGUCACAGGGAGCAGCAGGAGGCCCAGCUGAGGGGCCGGCAGCUGGAGAAGAGGGUGGAGGAGCUGGAGGAGAGGAACGCAGCUACGACGGGAGAGCGAGAGCGGCAGGUCAAGCUCAUGGAGGGGCGCAUCAGUCAGCUAGAAGAAGAUCUUAAUGACGAGCGCUGCAGCGCUGACCGCCUGAUGGAACGGCUAGACAAAACCAAAGUGCAGAUGGAUCAGAUGAGGAACGAGCUGAUGCAGGAGAGAGCAGUCAGGCAGGACCUGGAGUGUGACAAGAUGAGUCUGGAAAGACAGAAUAAAGACCUGAAGAGCAGAGUGACUCACCUGGAAGGAUCACAGAGGACCAACCAGGAUUCACUCGUCUCCAAACUUAACAGCCGCAUCCAGGAACUUGAGGAGAGGUUGCAAGGAGAAGAAAGAGACAACAACAACCUGCAGCAAGCCAACCGCAAGCUGGAGCGCAAAGCGAAGGAGAUGAAGAUGCAGGCGGAUGAGGAACACCUGAACCUGCAGAGCGAGCGAGACCAGCUGACUCAGAGGCUGAAGACGGCGAAGAGGCAGAUGGAUGAGGCGGAGGAGGAGAUCGAGCGUCUGGAACACGCUAAAAAGAAGCUGCAGAGAGAACUGGAUGAGCAGAUCGAGGCCAACGAGCAGCUUCACGGCCAAUUGAGCGCACUGCGGAACGAGAUGAGGCGGAAGAAGAGAUCACCUUCUCUCAUCAGGGCCGUGGAGGACGAUGUGAACGACGUGGAUGACUUUGGAUUGACUGACUGACGUGUGACAAAAACAAAAAUGCUGUCCAACAGUCAUUUAUGGACUUUAUGAAGCAACGCCGGACUGUGAAGAAUCUUUCAUAUCAUCAUUCAACAUAAUUCCAUUAACAACUCAGGUUUGAUUUCAUAGUGUUUUAACAUGUGAGCAGCAUGGCACCUUGCCAAGGCUGACCUCUGGUGGCGACAUGUAAAACUACAGUAUCUGACAAGCUGAUGUUUUGCAAUGCAGCAACAAAGUGGCUUACUUACCUGUAACUGAUUACUUUGUUCCCUAAGUUAUUCCUUUGUGGUGUGAGUUAAUAUGGUGUAAACUAAUGAAUAAAUGGAUUAAAAUGCAUUCACUCAUGUUUAUACGCCUCCAAAAAAACUCUUGAAAUGAAUCCAGCUCUAUGCUGUUUCUUGUAAAGUCU
Molecule: messenger RNA, 3662 nt
Organism: Chelmon rostratus (copperband butterflyfish)
Lineage: Eukaryota; Metazoa; Chordata; Actinopteri; Chaetodontiformes; Chaetodontidae
Product: cingulin-like protein 1
Exons: 19
Coding region: 59-3253 (1064 amino acids)
Cellular component (GO): myosin complex
Source: RefSeq, a predicted model, not a curated record